AUGUUUUGGGAUUUCGAUCUGAAUGUCCUUCUCCCUUGUCUGGUUCCAGCCAAUACAACAGCGCUACACCAUAGGGUGGAUUAUCGCCGAGGUUACCUAGUGAACCUUGGGGACACCAUAAACCUUACGUGCCCCUACACAGCCCCCUUCUACAAAUGGACCCCGGCGGCACAGGCGUCUUGGAUCCUCUCGGAGGACCAAAUGUACUCCCUCAAGGCGGACAGUCUCUCAGUCACCGGAAAGUACAUCUGCAGCGCCGUCAACGGAUUCGGCCACAAUGCAGCUGAGUUCAAUAUCAAAACAAAUUCUCCCCAGCAGUUGAGCAAAGCUGUGCACUCCUAUCGAACGGUCGUGUUAGUGACUCUGGAUCUUUUGCACACGCCUCUUCAAACCAUGACUGACUAUGGUGAUGUGAUGUAUGAGUUUGAAAUGCCACUAGGUCCGUGUUUUCUCAACACCUACUCGGAGGCGGAACUGUCACAGCUACAGGCAUGGGGCGAAGACGUGAACUUGGACUGCGAGAGCGUUGCCGUUGAAGGCCUAGCAGAGCGGGUGGCAUACACGUGGAUAUUUCAUCCACUCAAUUCAAUAGACAUCAGUUCGCACCUUGACGAGCCGGACACCUACCCGCCCCUUUAUCCCAGUGACCGUGAGAGGCCUCCCCGCAUGACGGCCAAGAAGGAGAGCACCGACCUGACGCCCGCAGAGGCGGUCGCCCGCUUCACCGGAUCCACCCUGCGCAUUCGGAAGAUUACUCUGGCUCAUGCUGGCGAGUACCGGUGCUCCGUUUACGUGGAUGCCAAACUAGGCAACCUGUCGGGCGCUUUGACCAUCGGUAAACUCUUGCGGACAUUCAGAAUUCGUGUUCAGCCAAGAUCAGAAGGAGAAAUUAUUCAGGGCCCUCAUAAUAUAACCACGACUGUCGAACUAGGAAGCGACGCCGCUUUUCCUUGUGAAAUAAAUGAGGAAGAACACCGGUCAGCAACCAUACGUUGGGGCAAAUAUAUAUCCUUGGAUGAAUCUGGUACGACUGACUCUCGAACAAACGAAGUUCUUCACUGGUCGGGUGGCACGUACGUUGUGCUGCCAACUAUUCUGCCUCAAGACCUACAACAAUUCUUCGAUAUUCCCAAGCCACUGGCUGUUAGCAAUCCCGGCUCUCGGCGCAGUCGUCUCGUCCUAAGGUCAGCUUCACCGCGUGAUGCCGGUCUGUACAUAUGCUCAGUCAUAACUGAAUCCGGCCGGGACGAUCAUAAGUUUGUGCACAUUUCCCUUAAAGAUGGUGACAAAAUAAUCGAGGGCUUGGGUGAUGUUCGAGAGACAACUCCACGCCACUUAACUAUUUACAUAGUCGUACCAAUUUGCGUUUUCCUGGUCUGCAUCUGCGCAGUUGCUUCGGUCAUUAUUCGGAAUCGCAGUCGUCUGAACCGGCAACGAACUCAACGAAACGACCAGAAGGCUUUCUUCAUCAGCCAGGGCAUGGGAGCAUCGGGUGAAAAACCAAGCCUCAACUCCUCCCAUCGCUUCCUUGAUCAUAGUUCCCUCACGGGAAGCGCCUCAAUGACAUUUACGAGAGGUGGAAGUCCCCAGCACCAGGGCAGAUCGACAGUUUCUUCCAAAGUGUCUCCAGCCGCUCAUGUGCAGAUACGUUCCUCACCCAUGAACAGUACCACCAACACCAGCACCAGUCAGCUGCAACCCAUGCAGUUCUCGCCCAGCCACAUGCAUCCCUCUCCGUACGUCUACCCCAGUCCCACUACCGAGUGCGCCUACCUCUCUGCUGAAGGUGUCCCUAUGCGACCGCCUUUUCCCUCACCCUCAAUCCCCACCUAUGCGUCUCCGGCAUACAUGAACGGACACGUGCCCAAUAUUGAAUUCCAAAGGUAUCCCCAGGUGAAGGGUGUAUCGUACAGUGGCUAUCCGCAAUCAGGUGGAUCCAGUGCCUGCACCGCUGACAUUGGUCUCGACCAGUCAGGCAAUCCGUUUAUAACAGGAAGUGGUCCUCAGUGCGAUCCCGUUAACGGCCAAGAGUCUCAGAAUAGGCGAUUCCUCUGCGCAAGUCCGUCAAGCGGACAGGAGAAUACAAGUCACCUGCGGACGUCCAUGCUGAACACUAAACCACUAUGGAAGCCUGGUCGUCCAAAUAUAGCCUACAUUCCUGGAACCACUGCUCUGAUGUCAAGAUUAAGAAAACGCUUACUUCUUCCCACUGAGAUUGCAAGGCCUCCCACCCCAAGUUUCGCCCCCAUAGACAUCAUUGAUGUCGCCAUUACACCGCUGGUGGCCACAAAGAGGAGUAUUGUCGAUCUCGCCCACCCGGCUCCAAAGUAG
This is a messenger RNA of Echinococcus granulosus, 2331 nucleotides long. Its product is annotated as Fibroblast growth factor receptor-like protein. Gene Ontology annotation, cellular component: cell-cell junction. Lineage: Eukaryota; Metazoa; Platyhelminthes; Cestoda; Cyclophyllidea; Taeniidae. Gene Ontology annotation, biological process: cell-cell adhesion. The record is from RefSeq and is a predicted model, not a curated record. The transcript has 7 exons. Gene Ontology annotation, molecular function: cell adhesion molecule binding. The coding region runs from base 1 to 2331 and encodes 776 amino acids.